AUCAUGGCAGCAGAGGUUCCUACAUUCAAGCUGGUAUUGGUUGGUGACGGUGGUACCGGAAAGACCACUUUUGUUAAGCGACACUUGACUGGAGAAUUUGAAAAGAAAUAUGUUGCCACUCUCGGUGUUGAAGUCCAUCCUUUGACCUUCCACACCAACUUUGGUGCUAUUUGCUUCAAUACCUGGGAUACUGCUGGCCAAGAAAAGUUUGGCGGUCUUCGUGAUGGGUACUACAUUCAGGGCCAAUGUGCUAUUAUCAUGUUCGACGUGACUUCACGUAUCACCUACAAAAACGUUCCCAACUGGCAUCGUGAUCUCGUUCGUGUCUGCGAAAAUAUUCCUAUUGUUCUCUGUGGUAACAAAGUUGAUAUCAAGGAGCGCAAGGUCAAGGCAAAGGCAAUUACUUUCCAUCGCAAAAAGAACCUGCAAUACUACGACAUUAGUGCCAAGAGCAACUACAACUUUGAAAAACCCUUUUUAUGGCUUGCACGAAAGCUUAUUGGAAACCCCAAUCUCGACUUUGUUGCUGCUCCUGCUCUUGCUCCUGCUGAAGUUCACAUUGACCCCGAAAUGCUUGCUCAGUAUGAAAUUGAUCUUAAAGACGCUGCCAAUCAGCCUCUUCCUGCCGAAGAUGAGGACGAUCUCUAAAUACUUGAUGCACCAUUUUUUUGCUCGCCAGAUGCCCUUUUUGCAUUUGUGAUUUUUGGAUGGACACUGAUGGCUUCCAAUGAUAUCAUUCCAUUCAGGAGCAAAUCAAUUUGGAAAUGAAUUUUAUGUUGCUUAUCUGAAUAUACUAUUUAUUAGCGAGAUUUAUUUUCAACCAAUGUCUGUUUAUUCAACUGUGUCGAUAUAUCUCAUAGAAUUGGUGUGAUCAUUCAAAUGUUCGAAUCACAUUUCCCAUUAGCUGUGAAAAUUCCUUUGCUCUGUUUCCGCUCUGCAAUUCAUCUGCCACUCUACAAAUCACUCUAAAUAUGGCUGAUAGAUUGGAGCCAGGUGGUGUGGAUGGGAAUGAUUUUAGCAUGGUAAACCCAGACAAACUUGACCUAUUUUCAUAAGACUGAAUUCCUGCACACCAUUUCUCAAGCUCAUCAACCUCCUCCUCAGUCAGCACUUGCAAACUCUCUUGGAUGGAAGCCAUGGUGCGUACUUCGCGUUUAAAAAGUCGAAACGCCUCGGUCGGAUGAACCAAGGAAACACAAUCAGGCAUGUGCAGCAAUCCACAAAUCAGAGUGAGUCUAGGUAAGCCAACCAUGACUUCUGGAUCAGAUUCUUGCACUUGAACCAAUGUCAUCAAUCCCUUGGAAAUUGCUCUUUCGGCCGUUUGCAUCAUCAGUACCUGAAACAUAUCUGUAUCGUCAAAAAGUGAUGGCGGAGCAUUGAACUGAUCUUCAAAGUAAGCUCUACACGCCAACUCCUCAAAUAUUACCCACGCUUGAUCAAACUGUCGCAUAACGCCCUGGAGAUCGUCGUAAGGAGGUAAAACACACACAUUCGCUCUCCGGCAUAAAGCGGAGAUCACAGCAUGAUAAGUCGCUUUCAACACCACAGCUGCAUCAAUAAGCUCAAUGGUUGGAUGAGGUAUUCCACGUACUACAAAAUGUUUUGAUAAAGCUUGAGCAGUGAACAUGAUACGCUCAGAAUAUGUUCCAAUUAGAUUUAUUCGUUCUGCUGGUGCUAAACAUUUACGAUACGCUCUUGAUGCCAUGACGGUAUCCCCCAACUCUACCGUAAUAUAGUAUAUACAUUGCAAGAGCGUGUGUUGAGACUGCUGUACUUGCUCAUGUCUCCAUCGUCGCAGGUUAAGCGUACGCUGUCGCUGAACAAGUUUAAAUUGACGAAUAGUCUGUUGAGUAGCUUUGAAUGCGUGCUGAAAUAAGGUUAAUGGGAGAGCUUCAUUAAGCCUAUGAAUAUGCGAAUUAAGAAUAUUGCUGCGGUGGUUGUCGUAAAUAUCGCUCAGUCUCGGGUCUUCCGAUGGAACUACUCCAUCCAGUAUAUACACUCUGUUGGACCAGGAUACCAUUGUAUAUUACAGCCGUAUUCACGUAAAA
This is a messenger RNA of Batrachochytrium dendrobatidis JAM81, 2048 nucleotides long. RefSeq lists its product as uncharacterized. Bases 4 to 648 code for a protein of 214 amino acids. The transcript has 9 exons. NCBI's taxonomy places the organism in Eukaryota, Fungi, Chytridiomycota, Chytridiomycetes, Rhizophydiales. Gene Ontology annotation, biological process: ribosomal subunit export from nucleus; protein import into nucleus. Gene Ontology annotation, molecular function: GTPase activity; GTP binding. The record is from RefSeq and is a predicted model, not a curated record. Gene Ontology annotation, cellular component: cytoplasm; nucleus.